AUGAUGAUAGUGAAACCAUUUAUAACAUCACCAACACCAAUUCAAACUCAUAGGUUCAGCCCUUGGAAUAUUUUUGCAUCAUCUUCACUAUUAUCCUUCCAUUCACAUGCUGUUUCUUGCAGGGUUAAUUCUCUCUCCGUCAAUCAAUCACCACACUUCAAAACACAAGAAGAAGUAAUGGAGAGUAGUAGAUCAGAGCUGGUAAGGUUCUCUUUGUUGGUGGAUGAUACUGAUACUAACAGCUACAAAGCGUGUAGCAUUCCUAUGAGGUUUCCUUCUGAUGACCCAACUGUCCCCACUCCCACUGAGUUAUCUUGGAUUAAUCUCUUAUACUGUGGUAUCCCAUCCUUCAAGAAGCAUGCUGAGAGUGAUACCUCUGUCCCUGAUGCUGCAAGUAAAGCUGAACUUUUUGCUCAAAGGUAUGCUAAAAUACUUGAAGAUUUGAAGAAAGAUCCUGCAAGUUAUGGCAAUCCUCUUGAUAUCCCUCUUCUAUGCAGACUUCGUGAGGAAGUCCUUAAAGAAAUGGGAUUCAGAGAUAUCUUCAAGAAAAUCAAGGAUGAAGAGAAUGCAAAAGCCAUCUCUCUAUUUGAGAAUGUUGUUCGUCUAAAUGAUGUCAUUGAAGAUGAAGGCAAGCGACUUGAGAAUUUAGUUAGAGGAAUUUUCGCAGGGAACAUAUUUGAUCUUGGUUCUGCUGAGCUUGCAGAAGUUUUCUCUAGGGAUGGAAUGUCGUUUUCGACUACUUGUGAAAAUCUUCUCCCUCGACCUUGGAUUAUUGAUGACCUUGACACUCUCAAAAUGAGAUGGAGCAAAAAGUCCUGGAAGAAGGUUCUCAUAUUUGUUGAUAACUCCGGUGCAGAUAUUAUUUUAGGUAUUUUGCCAUUUGCAAGGGAGCUCCUUCGGCGUGGGAGUCAGGUUGUUUUGGCUGCUAAUGACACACCUUCUAUCAAUGAUGUGACUUACUCUGAGCUAAUUGAAAUUGUAUCAAAGUUAAAGGAUGAAGAAGGACGUCUCUUGGGUGUCAGCACUUCAAAUCUUUUAAUUGCCAACUCUGGAAAUGGUUUACCUGUUAUUGAUCUUACAAAGGUGUCACAAGAGCUUAAUUGCCUUGCCAGUGAUGUAGAUCUUGUCAUUUUAGAAGGGAUGGGUCGCGGUAUAGAAACAAAUCUCCAUGCUCAAUUUAAAUGUGAUUCUAUCAAUAUUGCAAUGGUGAAACAUCCUGAGGUUGCAGAGUAUCUUGGGUCACGGUUGUAUGACUGUCUAAUCAAAUACAAGGAAGUUUAA
This is a messenger RNA of Lathyrus sativus (Indian pea), 1281 nucleotides long. Lineage: Eukaryota; Viridiplantae; Streptophyta; Magnoliopsida; Fabales; Fabaceae. The record is from the annotation of a GenBank genome assembly.